Heterobilharzia americana is the source of this 7149-nucleotide messenger RNA. The record is from the annotation of a GenBank genome assembly. Lineage: Eukaryota; Metazoa; Platyhelminthes; Trematoda; Strigeidida; Schistosomatidae.
AUGAGAGAACACAAGAGAGCUGCAAUCCCAUCAGGAGAUCUUAUUUCAUUGGGAAGCAAAUCAAAGAAAGUGUCUGUUUCACAUGGGAACCCUGUAAAAAAGGCUAAAACGCAGUCGGUAGAAGUUGAUCCGUCAGAAUUAGUGACUCGAGUGGAGGCAGCUUUGUCUACUAGUGACAAUAAUUUGGCAGAAUCUUUAAUAAUUGCAGCACUGAAUCAAAUAAAGAUUAGUUCUGGUCACGGAACUUUAGCUACUUCUUUAACAUCUGGUUCCGAUUUCCGUCCAGCUUCUAGUAGCUCGGGUUCACGGUUACUGGUUGGUGUUUCACUUGGCGUUUUGGUACUAGCACAGGAUCAUCCGAACCUAUUUACUCGUCCUGCUGUUUUGGAUCAGCUUAUCUCGAUUUUAUCUCUUAGUCCAAGAGAGCUUGGAAUAUCCUUACCAUCAACUGCUGUCACCACUAUCAUGGCACGAGUUCGUGGUCUUCAUGUUCUUAUCGCGAAUAUACUGUACUUGGCCUUAAGCACUCAAGCUAAAUGGCCUUCGAAACUAGUAAAGGUUUAUUUAGAAGACAGUUUGACCAACCGAGUUUGGGUUGACCAAGAUGAAUGCCGUUUAUUCGUGUUGAACUUAGAAACUGCAUUUCCAAAAACUUUCGGUGAUCCCCGAGGUUUAUUUACAGUACUGUCGUCCAAUCAAAAUGGAUCAGUAGGAGCUAGUCAAUCUGGUGGUAUCGGUAAUUCCUCAACUUCUGCAUCAUCAGCAAACGCAGUACUGAAUGUAUUAGGCUUCACGGGUAUUCAGCCGCCACUAGCGUCGAACCCCUCAGCAUCAGUUUCGCUCCAUUGUGAUAAAGAUGAAAUAAGUGAUGCAGUUUCAAGUGUCCUGAAAAACCAGUCGAAUACAGUUUCCAGAGUAAUUCACGGUCCUGAAAUAAAUACCCAUGUUUCACCUCGAUUUGAGACCUGUCGUCAAGCUGUAGAGGUUAUAAUUAUCAACACAUUAAGAGACGCUCUUGGUAGAAGAAGUGGAGCUACUCCGUCCACUUCUCAACCAAACACACCAAAUUCUAAUAAUGCACCAUCAUCCCUCAUGUCCUCUUCUCCAUCAGCUUCAGUCAGUGGUGGAGAUGCUACACAAUUGAAGAAUCUUCUCCGUACACUUGGAAUGGGAGCUGGUAUCGCUGAGAUCCGAGGGCUUGUUGCAACAAGGCUGGAACCAUGGCUAACAAACCCUAAAUUACAACUUUAUGGUCUGGGUUUGUUUGCAUUACUGGCCACUAACUGUCGUUUGGGUGGUUUGUCUCCACAUGAUUUGGAUUUCAUGAUUUCAAGCGUAUAUCGUAUUCGCUAUAAACUAUUAAAACCCAAUGUUCAAACUGCUUUUCUUGAAUGCAUCAGCCAUUUGGUCAAAGCAGCUCCUAUGAACCUUUAUUGUAUGGUAAAUUUAAGCUCAGCAGCUUCAGAAUUACGUUUUAUAUCAAAUGCCAGUGAAUCUAGUCAGAUAAAUCAAAGUAUAACUUCUGUUGUCAUGAAAGUUGCCGAAACUGUUCAAGCUCUUAGUACAGAAGGUGGUGGCAGCAGCAGCAGCUUAAACUCCGGUCUUAUGUGUCAGCAUAAUAGUAUGAAUUCUGCAGGUAUUGCAGCAGUCGCUGCCAAUGCAUCCAGUGCGUCGAGCAGAGGUACUAGUUCAGCUGGUGUAUUAUUACCUUUCCUUUAUCAACGAUUUGGAUCACAUUGGAUUCGUAUUAUUGGAGAUCUACUUAAUGAGCGGUUGAUAUUAACUUCCUUGGCUACUGCUACCCAAGCAUCUCACAAUGCGUUAACUGAAUCACAAUGGUAUGAUGAUUUAAAUACUCGACUAUCGCCAAUUUAUCAAUUUCUGCGUGAAUUGGCACGUUUUACCCGUAGUGAAGGUGAUCGAUCUGUUGCUAGUUCUCCCAUAACGUCUCAAAUUUCUUUGCUUCAAUUACAGCAAAAUUAUUUACCAUGUGCAGAGCUUGCUUUCGCACUACUACAAGAUCGUUCAUUUCGUGGUGCAACUAGCGCUUCAACAGCUGUGAAUGCUGUAGUAGCGUCACUCACCCAACAAAAGAAUCAUUCACAAGGAAAGUCUACUCCAGAAAAUGCAAAAAUUGAUAUCAUCGCCUUUCAGUGCUAUUUACACGGUUUAAUAGGCUUAGUUUGUGCCUUACAAAUGUUAUCAGCGAACAGACCAUUUCUUAGUAAUACACCUACUACUUCUAGGCGUACAAGUUCUUAUGCAGAAGCUACUAAAACCCAUCAUUUAACCAUACGUCAAAUCCGCUUGGCAUUCGUAAGAUGGACGAAAUCAUUAUUACCAAUGUUUAUUACCGCAGCUAGUCAAAGCUGUUCAAUUCCUUUUGAAAAAUGUAUUGAGAUCAUAAAACCUGUCAGUCUUAUUCGCCGAGCAUUCAUUUUAGAUUCAGUAACUCCACUAAAUGAAUUUCAAUCGGAAAACUACUAUCAGCUUUCUUCCUCCUAUCCCGUUCAGGAUAUAUGGGCUGAUCAGGAUCAUAAUUUCUUAACUCGGCUGAUCUGUGAUACAGGAGUGUCUGAGAAACUACUCAAUCAGCUAUUGAUUUUGGGCCUGGAUUCGUCUUGGCAAUGUUUUAGUGCUGUCGAUGCAGGAGAUAUAGUAUGUAAUCUGAUAUGGCGUGGUGCCAUGUUAUCUUCUGACUCAGGGUUAGAGGGACUAACUAUUACUCGACCAGAACAGUUACUCGAUCUCUUGUUUGCUAGUUGUACUUACCUAUCGGAUCAGCAAAUCCCAGCUGAAAUGAGUGAAUUAGCUUAUGCAAAUCUUUAUUGGAAAGUCACAUUGACUUGUUUGGUAUUAGCUGCUUAUUGUCCAUGUACUUGUGGUUCAUAUCUUUGGUCGAAUUACCCUACUGUCAAACGCUUAAUGGAGAUUGUGAUCAGCAGUGAUUUUGAUAAUGAUUCAACGCAAAAUUCUAUUGGAUAUGAUCGUACUGUUGAAGUGACCGAAAAAUUGAAUUAUGAAAUAGAAGUUCAAUUGAUUCUUCGUUUAGAAUCAUUUUUACUUGCAAAUGAAAAUAAGACUGAGUCUGCAGCCGGUGAAAAUCAUCUAUUCACACCUGACUGCGAAAUUGUAGUCACUCCUGAAACAUCAAAACUCAUUGAUAAAUUGGUACGCAAUAAUCCUCGUGGACCAUAUCGUCGUUUACCAGAAAAAGAAUUUCGUUACCUCCGCUUUUUAUGUGGACGUCUACACCUGGAACGUCGCUUAUGGAGUAGUCGCAAUCCUGACUUUCUCCUUGACUUACUACAUAGUCAAACUAACAAUGUAGUUGCUCAACCAUGGCUUAUGCGUUUAGUGGAGUCGAUUGGACAAGAUUUGGAUGUUCUACCUGUUCAAUGUUUAUGUGAAUACCUAUUAUAUGAUGCUAUAGCACAUGUGCAAACCUACAAAACUGAUUGGUCUUAUUUAUCGAAAUCUGUUAUGCAAUCUGCGAAUGUAGAUAUCUUCAACAGUCUAGCAACACAUAAACCAGAAAUCUUAAAGUUGAGCGAUGCAAAUCAACUUGUUUCUCAACUGAUAAUUAAAUUGCAAGAAUCAACGACGCGAGAUUCAUUCGAUUAUUCAAUUGCGGAUGCACUAACUCAUUCUUUCUUCAGUAGACUGAGUGAUACACGUCGUGUAGUUAGACAAGCUGCUCGUCAGUGUUUGCGUUCACUUGUACCUGCAACUCCAAAAGCUCGACCAAAGCAACAGUUAACUGAUACUGCAUGUAGGUGGUUAUACAUUCUCGAAUACUUUAAUCAGCUAUCUGUGUUAAACUCGGAUAACACACCUCUACCAUUGAAAGAACAAUUAACUCUUCAGUUGACUGGACCGAUUCUGACAUCAUUUCAAGUUGAAAAUGAUCUUGAUAUACUAACUGCUCAUCUGCUGUUCCUCAGUCAUUCAACUCAUUCAUCUAAUUUUACCUUUUGGCAGCCGUUAGUCACUGCACUAAGUCAGUUUAUACUAACUCGGUCGACAAUCGUUUCAAGUUUGCUGCACAGAAAUGCUUCACACUUGGGUGAUGCUUUAAAUUUACCGAAGAAAACUGCGUAUACAGCCUUAGAGGUGAUGGCAGAAAUAUUUACACGCUACGUGAAUCAUUGUUGUACAGUUACCGAAGCUAUACCGAUCAUGGAGAAAAAGAGUGUAUUUGUCUCAUGGUCCGCAGAUUGUCAGUAUCCAUUUGAUAUUGAAUUUAUUCAAGCGCAAAUUUUAUUGUUAACUCAUAUAAAUGAUGAUCUGCCUAAAACAAAUCCACUCACGGGUGAACCCAGCUGGUGGAUUCGAUUACGAGAUACAUGGUUCCUGUCUGAUUGUCGGUCAGUUGAUAGUGAUAAUAAUAUUUGUCAGUCAUAUCGUAUGCCAGAAGUAUCCCCGUGUGCAUGUUCAGAAACUAUGACCGAUAUAUGCGGUAAACAACCUGGACAGCAAAUUUGGUUCACAAAUCCCUCGUGUGAUACUGUACCACAAUUGAAAUUUUCCACAGAUUUGCGUUGCAGCUUAAUACAAACCAAUCAAAUCCCACUCGUUUUUGGAGCUUUUUUGAAUAUAACAUCGUCCGAAGUAGAUGAGUUGAUGAAACGUCUACCACUUUUUGUUUUGAACAAAAAUACAAUCAAAUUACUUUUAGAACAAAUCAGUUGUUUCCAAGAUUUUCAAGACGAAAACUUUCUCAGUAAAUUGAAGGAUAUUAUUGAUGAUGUGUGUGACAAAAAUCCUGUAAGUGUAAUGGAUGUUGAUUCGCCUGAAGAACUCUUAGUCUCAAUACCUGCUGUUAAUCGGAUCAAAUUUGAGCCUUCUUUACAUCUUAGCAAAGAAGUCACUACAACAGAGAAGCAGAUUACUGCUGCAUUACAAGAGAAAAAAGUAAAAUUCGAUUCAAAGAAAACUCUAUAUCCAGCGGAAGAGUUGAUGCAUCUUACAGCUCCAGAUACGGAUUCAUUUGGAACAUAUGGUCUAUAUGAAUUAGUGAAUAUAUUGCCAAGUAAUAUACAGAAGUUAUUGACAAAACCAAUUCUACUGGGAGAAGACAUACAGUAUGACCUUAUUCUUUGUACAGUGCACCGCUUACUCUUUGAACGUAAUCAGUUCUACGAAAGUAACAUACAAGAAUUCAAUUUGGGCGGGAAUCAUAAUUACUUUUUAACUGAAUUAUUAAAUCAAGCUAAUCCAGCCUUUUUAUGUAAAUCAGUCUCUAUACUGUUACAGUAUAAUGAAACGGAACAAAUACAAACAAGUAAGGCUCUUGAUUUCAUGACAGCAUUGUUUACUUUACCGCGUCUACUUUACCCUGUGCCACGUGCUGAACCCCGUGAUCGUCCAGAUGCUUCUGUUGCUCUAGCCUCAGUACAUCGUUUCUCAUUACUUCAAGCAUGUAAGCUUAUUGAAUUUGUCAUCAUAGAAGCGUAUGAAUUGAUCAAACAAACUAAUAGUGAACGUACUCUGAACUGGGAUGUACUGAACAAGUUAUAUUCAAAGCGUAUCCCAUUACUUGAUAUGGUUAUCAUACAAUGGCCUAAAUCUUGUAUAGUCUUACUAGAGAUUAUAAGCGGAUUGGUCGAUAUUAACAAUAUAGAUCCUGAUGAUCAGUUUACGUGUGAUGGCAGUUUGCCCGUUUCAUGGAUAAAGAAAAAUCACAUUAUUAAACGCAUAAAAUCUGAUGAAUUAUGGUCUACUCUUGCAUUUCGAUUAAUUUUAUGCCUAUAUUUUCGUCGACCUGGUAUAGCAAAUUUAUUUACUUCAAGUUUAACACAACAACUGGUUUGUCAUCCAUGUCCGUCUAAUAGUAAAUCUUCCAGUUUACACUCUUUAAUGGAAAAGUUUGGCCUUUUAAAUCAACACAGUUCAAAUAUUACACAACCAGAAAUUGAUCGUAUUGGUCCAAUUAUACUAGUCACUUUAACCUCAUCCAAUUUAUCGAUUAUGGAUACUGCUCAGUUAGCUUGUAAAGCUUUAAUUACUCAUCAUACAAGGGCUUGUCUACGUAUGUUGCCAAUUAUAUGUGGUUUAAGUGAAGGACGACUUGGUAUGACAUGGACACAAUUUAUGAAGAAACAUUAUCAUUUAUUAUUUUCUAAUUUGUUACAUAUCCUGGAAAUAUUAUCGAGUAUAUCCAUUGACUGUUCAUCAGAAACACUGCUUGAUGUUUGUGCAAGUAAUGGUUGUUUGUCAUCUGUCGAAAACAGUGCCUUGUUCAGUAGAGAAGUACUACCAUACAGCAAAUAUGUGGAACGUCUUCUGGCAAACUUAGUUGCAGUUUUAGCUUGUUUUCAUGGCCAUACUCGUCAUCUUGGUGGGUUCCCUAAACGCUUGGCCAGAUUGCUUCAGUUUCAUGCUCAAUUUGCCCCAUGGAAUAUGAAUUUUGAUGAAACUGUCAGCUUUUUAAAAGAAGAUCAAAAUAUCAAUGAUAAUCUCGAUGUACUUGCUGAACAAUUUGAAGAAUUUGUUCCUAUACCUUCAAUGCUAUCGCAAAUCAACCAAUCUUAUGGAGAUAAAUAUCGUUAUUCAUCUUCUCUUCUUUCAGUUAUUUCAAAAUGUCGUGGACAGAUUAGCAAACAAUGGAAUUUGGCUGUAAUGCAACCAUUCAUUUAUCAUCUUCGAACUUGUGUUCAUCCUCAGAUGCUUAGUAAUUUGUUGAUUGAAUUGGAAAUCGCUUCAAAACGGAGAUCUUCUCUUUUAUUAUAUUUCAAAAGUGAAUUGGAAUCACUUAUUGGACAUUCCUGUGAAACAGUUGCCAGUCUUGCUGUACGACUUCUAUUGAGAUUACUAAAUUACUAUCCACAUUUGGCUCGUACGCUGGUCACAAAUUCAAUUAUACCGUAUCUCUGUACAAAAUCACAUAAACUCAAUAGAUUCACCUUGCCUUUAUUAUCCAUGUUACCGGAUAUUGUUAUGCUUGCGCCUUAUUCAGCACCUACACUGAUGAGACUAUGUGCAGAACAUAUAUUAUUUGGAAUUCCAGAUGAGACCACUUACCCAGCCAUCGAUUACUUUGAAGUUAGCAUUCGUCGACUUACGCUGGAUGGCUUUGAUGGUGCAUGCAUAGAACAUGCAAGUUCUGCACUGACAACAUCCGCUAUGGUUAGAACAUCAUUACAAUGA